This is a messenger RNA of Zingiber officinale, 1223 nucleotides long. RefSeq names its product ER lumen protein-retaining receptor erd-2.2-like. Gene Ontology annotation, biological process: protein retention in ER lumen. NCBI's taxonomy places the organism in Eukaryota, Viridiplantae, Streptophyta, Magnoliopsida, Zingiberales, Zingiberaceae. The coding region runs from base 60 to 1058 and encodes 332 amino acids. The record is from RefSeq and is a predicted model, not a curated record. Gene Ontology annotation, cellular component: membrane. Gene Ontology annotation, molecular function: ER lumen protein retrieval receptor activity. The transcript has 6 exons.
UUUAUCCCCGUUUCUUAAUCCCCCUUCCUCUCCCGUUAGAAGCAUCUUUAAGAAAUUAAAUGAAACAGUCAGAAGCAUCUUUAAAUCUUACGCUUCUCCCCCGUUUCCAUCCGUCAGAAACGCUUCUUCCUUCCUCCCUUCGUGCGCUACUUCCUCUCGCCUCGCAUUCGUUUUUUUUUUUUGUCUCAUUGAAAUCGGUGGCGGUGGGGGAGAAAGGAAAGGAGGAGAGUAGAGCGAUGGGAGCGGGGUCGAAGCGGCCGAUCAACACCGUGGUGGGAUGGGUGACGCGGCAGCCGCCCAAGAUCAGGGCUUGCCUCUGCGUCGUCGUCAGCAUCGCCGCGCUCGUCUUCCUCGGCCUCGUAGUUCAUAACCACGACAACCUCUUCGUCGCCGCCGAAGCUGCUCACGCCGUCGGCAUCUCCGUCCUCAUCUAUAAGCUGGUUAAGGAGCGGACUUGCGCCGGGCUUUCGCUUAAGUCUCAAUAUUUAACAGCUUUAUUUUUAGCUGUAAGACUAUAUUGCAGCUUUAUUUUGGAAAAUGACAUACAUACAGUGCUAGAUACUGCAACACUUGCAACUACUCUUUGGGUAAUUUACAUGAUUCAAUAUAAAUUAAAAUCAAGCUACAUGGAAGACAAGGACAAUUUUGCAAUUUACUAUGUGAUUGUUCCUUCUGUCCUGUUAGCUGUUGUAGUUCAUCCUUCAACGGCCCAUUUUAUUUUUAAUAGGAUUUUCUGGGCAUUUUGUGUUUAUGUGGAGGCUGUUUCAGUGUUGCCACAGUUACGUCUUAUGCAAAACACUCAGAUUGUCGAGCCAUUCACAGCUCACUAUGUAUUUGCAUUGGGGGUUACAAGAUUCCUGAGCUGUGCACACUGGGUCCUAAAGGUUGUGGAUACUCGUGGAGGCUUGCUGACUGCUAUGGGACAUGGUUUGUGGCCACCUAUGGUUCUUAUUGCUGAGAUUGUUCAGACCUUUAUCUUGGCAGAUUUUUGUUACUAUUACGUGAAGAGUGUAUUUGGUGGCCAGUUGGUGUUGAGGCUUUCUUCUGGUGUGGUAUGAUCUUCCAAAGAAGCAAUUCAAAUUCCAGAUGAUUUUUUUUCAUACUUGUCAUGUUAUAGAGAAUUUAUUUCAACAUUUGCCAUAAUAAUUCCUACUUCAAAAAUAAUUAUCUUGGUUAUUUAAGUAGGAAAAAAAAAUCCUUUCCUCUAGAACAUUUUAAUACAU